AUGGAACCAGCUCUCGGCCGAACUACUGAGAAGACAAAGCCACUUAUCCAGCCCGGUCCGAUACACGGCCUAAACCAGAAACCAAGCCAAGUUCCUCCACAGCUGACUACCGAGGAAAAGCCGAGGCUACACCGGCCAGGACGCGAGACAUCGAGUGCUUUAAAUGCCAAGGUGAGAUUGUGUCCGAGGAAGAAGAAGACACUGGUCCUAAAUAUAAUGAUGAAGACGAUGAGGAAUAUGCAGCCGAGGGAGAGCUAUCACCCUGGCGCCUUUGUCACCACGAGAUGUAUACCUGGAUCAGUAAAACUUGAGCAAACCAGCAAAGGAAAGAGUAUUGUGAGUGAGCCCUCAAACACCACAACCAAAAAUGAGAGUCUGAGAGAACCCCCAGAAAAGGCCUUUGAGAGAACACUCGUGAGUAAAGAGACCUUUUUCAUAAGAUCUUGUGAGCUUAAGCACGCGGUGCACACCAAACAAUCUCUCGUCCUACUCAUGUUUAAAUCUGCUUUGGCUAGCCUAACUGACCCACAACCGGAUUUUUCGAGCAGUGUCUUACCCCUCUUGCAGGAAUUUAAGGAUGUUUUUCCGGAUGAGAGCCCCAGCGGUUUGCCACCUAUACGCGGGAUUGAACACCAGAUAGACUUCAUUCCAGGUGCUUCUCUGCCUAACCGACCCGCAUACCGAACUAACCCUGUCGAAACCAUGGAGCUACAAAGACAGGUCGGAGAGCUCAUGGAGAAAGGACACAUUCGGGAGAGCAUGAAUCCCUGUGCGGUCCCGGUUCUGCUUGUGCCAAAGAAGUACGGAUGA
Eutrema salsugineum is the source of this 810-nucleotide messenger RNA. RefSeq lists its product as uncharacterized. NCBI's taxonomy places the organism in Eukaryota, Viridiplantae, Streptophyta, Magnoliopsida, Brassicales, Brassicaceae. The transcript is spliced from 3 exons. The record is from RefSeq and is a predicted model, not a curated record. Bases 1 to 810 code for a protein of 269 amino acids.